AUUUGAUGCCAUAAAGGCGCAGGGCGCACUUACAAAAAAAAAGGAAUUAAGUAUCUGAACUACAACUGAUUUUUCGCGAUCGUCCUUAAAGAAUAUAAAAGUGUGUGAAAGUGCUACAUGGAAUAUACAGUAUUUUUUAUAAGGCAGGUUCAUAAAUCGAACUGAAGAAAUGGCACACGAGAUCAGAUCGUUCUUAGUGUGUACCAUUCUGUCCUACUUACUAACAGUUGAAGUCUCCGAUGGAUAUCAAAACCCUUCGUUCUUCAGAGAAGCAAGAUCCAGGAAACAGUCUUACAGACAGAGCCCUAUUAUUGACUGGUUGAUGCAGUCAGUCAACCCCAACUAUGACCCGAAGGACCCAACGGAUCUCUUCGAUUUUCUGAGAGACCAGUACCCAUUGCCGAAUGGUCUAAAACAACCACUAACCCAAUACGACUACAUAAUCGUCGGCGCGGGUUCGGCCGGCUGUGCCCUGGCGGCACGACUAACGGAGGACCCAAGUGUGACAGUGCUUUUACUAGAGGCCGGGAAACCAGAGAUGUUCACCACGGACGUACCAGCUAUCGCACCCUACUUCCAGAGGACGGAAUACACCUGGCAGUAUUAUAUGGACAAGGAGCCUGGCGUUUGUAUGGGGAUGAUAAAUGAAAAAUGCUUUUGGCCGCGAGGAAAAGCAGUAGGAGGAACUAGCGUCAUCAACUACAUGAUAUACACACGUGGCCGGCCGGAAGAAUGGGACCGCAUAGCAGCCGAUGGAAACGUUGGAUGGUCGUACAAUGAAGUGCUAGAAUAUUACAAGAAAUCUGAGCGAUCGAACUUGAGAGGGUUGGAAGAUUCUCCGUACAGAGGAAGAAAGGGAGAAAUGAACGUAGAGUUUACAAAAUUCAGAACACCAUUAAUUGAGGCGUUUUUGGAAGCUGGGCGACAAUUGGGUCACCCCACAGUAGAUUACAAUUCUCCUGAACAACUCGGGUUCGGAUAUGUUCAAACUACCACGUUGGAUGGAAAGAGAGUUAGCGCAGCAAAGGCUUUCCUGCACGGAAUUAAGAAUAGACCCAAUCUCCAUAUAUUACCAAAGAGCCGGGUAGCUAAAGUUUUAAUUGACAGUACAACGAAGACGGCAUAUGGAGUACAGUAUGUCAGAAACCGUCUAAAGAGGAAUGUAGCUGCGAGGAGAGAAGUCAUAUUAUCCGCAGGACCCAUAGCUUCGCCGCAACUGCUAAUGUUGUCCGGAAUAGGACCUAAAGACCACUUGAGUAAACACGGAAUUCCUGUCAUUCAAGACCUCCCGGUCGGUCGCAUGCUUUUCGACCACAUCAGUUUCCCAGGAGUAAUUUACACGUUAAACACUACGGGACUUAGUUUGAGUGAGUCUCGAUUGAUACAACUUCCGCAGAGUAUUCAAACUGUCGCUCAAUGGCUUCAAUAUGGAGACGGCCCGCCAGCGAGUCCCGGUGCCGUAGAAGGAAUCGGGUAUAUCAAAACCCCUGUAUCCAAUGACCCUGCUAAUGUCCCAGAUAUAGAGUUGAUAAGUAUUGCCGGGUCAUUAGUGUCAGAUGGUGGACCAGAUGGAAGCAAAGCGGUGAGACGAGGAAUGAUGAUAUCUGAGAAAGUUUUUGACGCAGCGUUCGGAUCGAUCGAUAAUACGGAAACGUGGAGUGCGUUUCUGAUGUUAUUGCAUCCUAAAUCGUUCGGUUUCAUCGAGUUGAAGGACAACAACCCAUGGAGUUUCCCGCGCAUGCGAGGGAACUACCUGUCAGACGCGUAUGGACAAGACGUAGCAACGUUCGUGGCAGCGAUACGGCACGUGCAAGCGCUGGCGGCCACGGAGCCGUUCCAGCGGCUGGGCGCUAAACUGCACCGGGCGCAGUAUCCGUCCUGCCGCGCACUGCCCUUCGACUCCGACGAGUAUUGGGAGUGUGCAGUGCGCACUCUUACGGCCACGCUGCACCACCAGAUCGCCUCGUGCCGCAUGGGGACCGCUAGUGACCCUCACGCCGUCGUCGACCCACGGCUGCGGGUCUACGGCGUACGCAACCUGCGCGUCGUCGACUCCAGCGUCAUCCCCCGCACUGUGUCCGUUCAUACAAACGCGCCCGCAAUCAUGAUCGGUGAAAAGGCAGCCGAUAUGAUAAAAGAAGACGCAGCAUACAUAAAUCGAUCGUGAAUAUUUUAACAGUCACUAAGUAGAUUAAUUUGAUGUGCUAAAGUACCUAUUAGUAUUUUUAUUUAUGUAUAGCGUAACUAGCGUAAGUAAGCUAAUGUCAAACCUCUACAGUCUGACAGUCUGAUACCGUUACUUUUAAUUUUAUGUGCCAAGACAAGAGAUUUACCUGUAAUGUGUAAAAAGAUUGUGGUUACUGUUGAACUAGUCUGAAAUUCAGUAGUGAAAUUAAUAAGUAAUUAAACGUGAAAGUUGUAGCAUAAUA
Messenger RNA from Leguminivora glycinivorella, 2429 nucleotides. Its product is annotated as glucose dehydrogenase [FAD, quinone]-like. The record is from RefSeq and is a predicted model, not a curated record. NCBI's taxonomy places the organism in Eukaryota, Metazoa, Arthropoda, Insecta, Lepidoptera, Tortricidae. The coding region runs from base 170 to 2167 and encodes 665 amino acids. The transcript is spliced from 6 exons. Gene Ontology annotation, molecular function: flavin adenine dinucleotide binding; oxidoreductase activity, acting on CH-OH group of donors.